Molecule: messenger RNA, 3606 nt
Organism: Closterium sp. Naga37s-1
Lineage: Eukaryota; Viridiplantae; Streptophyta; Zygnematophyceae; Desmidiales; Closteriaceae
Source: the annotation of a GenBank genome assembly
AUGCCAUGCAUCCCUUCCUUCAUGCCAUGCAUCCCUUCCUUCAUGCCAUGCAUCCCUUCCUCCAUGCCAUGCAUCCCUUCCUUCAUGCCAUGCAUCCCUUCCUCCAUGCCAUGCAUCCCUUCCUUCAUGCCAUGCAUCCCUUCCUUCAAGCCAUGCAUCCCUUCCUCCAUGCCAUGCAUCCCUUCCUUCAUGCCAUGCAUCCCUUCCUCCAUGCCAUGCAUCCCUUCCUUCAUGCCAUGCAUCCCUUCCUCCAUGCCAUGCAUCCCUUCCUCCAUGCCAUGCAUCCCUUCCUUCAUGCCAUGCAUCCCUUCCUCCAUGCCAUGCAUCCCUUCCUUCAUGCCAUGCAUCCCUUCCUUCAAGCCAUGCAUCCCUUCCUUCAUGCCAUGCAUCCCUUCCUCCAUGCCAUGCAUCCCUUCCUUCAUGCCAUGCAUCCCUUCCUUCAUGCCAUGCAUCCCUUCCUCCAUGCCAUGCAUCCCUUCCUUCAUGCCAUGCAUCCCUUCCUUCAUGCCAUGCAUCCCUUCCUCCAUGCCAUGCAUCCCUUCCUCCAUGCCAUGCAUCCCUUCCUUCAUGCCAUGCAUCCCUUCCUCCAUGCCAUGCAUCCCUUCCUUCAUGCCAUGCAUCCCUUCCUUCAUGCCAUGCAUCCCUUCCUCCAUGCCAUGCAUCCCUUCCUUCAUGCCAUGCAUCCCUUCCUUCAUGCCAUGCAUCCCUUCCUCCAUGCCAUGCAUCCCUUCCUUCAUGCCAUGCAUCCCUUCCUUCAUGCCAUGCAUCCCUUCCUCCAUGCCAUGCAUCCCUUCCUUCAUGCCAUGCAUCCCUUCCUUCAUGCCAUGCAUCCCUUCCUCCAUGCCAUGCAUCCCUUCCUUCAUGCCAUGCAUCCCUUCCUUCAUGCCAUGCAUCCCUUCCUUCAUGCCAUGCAUCCCUUCCUUCAUGCCAUGCAUCCCUUCCUCCAUGCCAUGCAUCCCUUCCUCCAUGCCAUGCAUCCCUUCCUUCAUGCCAUGCAUCCCUUCCUUCAUGCCAUGCAUCCCUUCCUCCAUGCCAUGCAUCCCUUCCUUCAUGCCAUGCAUCCCUUCCUUCAUGCCAUGCAUCCCUUCCUCCAUGCCAUGCAUCCCUUCCUUCAUGCCAUGCAUCCCUUCCUCCAUGCCAUGCAUCCCUUCCUUCAUGCCAUGCAUCCCUUCCUUCAUGCCAUGCAUCCCUUCCUUCAUGCCAUGCAUCCCUUCCUCCAUGCCAUGCAUCCCUUCCUCCAUGCCAUGCAUCCCUUCCUUCAUGCCAUGCAUCCCUUCCUUCAUGCCAUGCAUCCCUUCCUCCAUGCCAUGCAUCCCUUCCUUCAUGCCAUGCAUCCCUUCCUUCAUGCCAUGCAUCCCUUCCUUCAUGCCAUGCAUCCCUUCCUUCAUGCCAUGCAUCCCUUCCUCCAUGCCAUGCAUCCCUUCCUCCAUGCCAUGCAUCCCUUCCUUCAUGCCAUGCAUCCCUUCCUUCAUGCCAUGCAUCCCUUCCUCCAUGCCAUGCAUCCCUUCCUCCAUGCCAUGCAUCCCUUCCUUCAUGCCAUGCAUCCCUUCCUUCAUGCCAUGCAUCCCUUCCUUCAUGCCAUGCAUCCCUUCCUCCAUGCCAUGCAUCCCUUCCUCCAUGCCAUGCAUCCCUUCCUUCAUGCCAUGCAUCCCUUCCUUCAUGCCAUGCAUCCCUUCCUCCAUGCCAUGCAUCCCUUCCUCCAUGCCAUGCAUCCCUUCCUUCAUGCCAUGCAUCCCUUCCUUCAUGCCAUGCAUCCCUUCCUUCAUGCCAUGCAUCCCUUCCUCCAUGCCAUGCAUCCCUUCCUUCAUGCCAUGCAUCCCUUCCUUCAUGCCAUGCAUCCCUUCCUCCAUGCCAUGCAUCCCUUCCUUCAUGCCAUGCAUCCCUUCCUUCAUGCCAUGCAUCCCUUCCUCCAUGCCAUGCAUCCCUUCCUUCAUGCCAUGCAUCCCUUCCUUCAUGCCAUGCAUCCCUUCCUCCAUGCCAUGCAUCCCUUCCUCCAUGCCAUGCAUCCCUUCCUUCAUGCCAUGCAUCCCUUCCUUCAUGCCAUGCAUCCCUUCCUCCAUGCCAUGCAUCCCUUCCUUCAUGCCAUGCAUCCCUUCCUCCAUGCCAUGCAUCCCUUCCUUCAUGCCAUGCAUCCCUUCCUUCAUGCCAUGCAUCCCUUCCUCCAUGCCAUGCAUCCCUUCCUCCAUGCCAUGCAUCCCUUCCUUCAUGCCAUGCAUCCCUUCCUCCAUGCCAUGCAUCCCUUCCUCCAUGCCAUGCAUCCCUUCCUUCAUGCCAUGCAUCCCUUCCUCCAUGCCAUGCAUCCCUUCCUUCAUGCCAUGCAUCCCUUCCUCCAUGCCAUGCAUCCCUUCCUCCAUGCCAUGCAUCCCUUCCUCCAUGCCAUGCAUCCCUUCCUUCAUGCCAUGCAUCCCUUCCUUCAUGCCAUGCAUCCCUUCCUUCAUGCCAUGCAUCCCUUCCUCCAUGCCAUGCAUCCCUUCCUCCAUGCCAUGCAUCCCUUCCUUCAUGCCAUGCAUCCCUUCCUCCAUGCCAUGCAUCCCUUCCUUCAUGCCAUGCAUCCCUUCCUUCAUGCCAUGCAUCCCUUCCUCCAUGCCAUGCAUCCCUUCCUCCAUGCCAUGCAUCCCUUCCUCCAUGCCAUGCAUCCCUUCCUUCAUGCCAUGCAUCCCUUCCUCCAUGCCAUGCAUCCCUUCCUUCAUGCCAUGCAUCCCUUCCUUCAUGCCAUGCAUCCCUUCCUUCAUGCCAUGCAUCCCUUCCUCCAUGCCAUGCAUCCCUUCCUUCAUGCCAUGCAUCCCUUCCUUCAUGCCAUGCAUCCCUUCCUUCAUGCCAUGCAUCCCUUCCUCCAUGCCAUGCAUCCCUUCCUCCAUGCCAUGCAUCCCUUCCUCCAUGCCAUGCAUCCCUUCCUUCAUGCCAUGCAUCCCUUCCUUCAUGCCAUGCAUCCCUUCCUUCAUGCCAUGCAUCCCUUCCUCCAUGCCAUGCAUCCCUUCCUUCAUGCCAUGCAUCCCUUCCUUCAUGCCAUGCAUCCCUUCCUUCAUGCCAUGCAUCCCUUCCUCCAUGCCAUGCAUCCCUUCCUCCAUGCCAUGCAUCCCUUCCUCCAUGCCAUGCAUCCCUUCCUUCAUGCCAUGCAUCCCUUCCUCCAUGCCAUGCAUCCCUUCCUCCAUGCCAUGCAUCCCUUCCUCCAUGCCAUGCAUCCCUUCCUCCAUGCCAUGCAUCCCUUCCUUCAUGCCAUGCAUCCCUUCCUCCAUGCCAUGCAUCCCUUCCUCCAUGCCAUGCAUCCCUUCCUCCAUGCCAUGCAUCCCUUCCUUCAUGCCAUGCAUCCCUUCCUCCAUGCCAUGCAUCCCUUCCUCCAUGCCAUGCAUCCCUUCCUCCAUGCCAUGCAUCCCUUCCUCCAUGCCAUGCAUCCCUUCCUUCAUGCAUCCCUCCUUUCACUCCCGCAGCAGGAUAUAUUUCAUCUGCCCGAACAUGCUGCCCAGCGUGCGAGCGAUGCGGGCCCAUCGCUCCCAAUUCGUUUGGUUCCGGUGGCUCUUUGUGCUCUUCUCCGUCUACACCUUCCUCAACACCCUCUCUCGCGUCACUCCUGCACCUUGCUCGCACAAGAUCAAGAAAUCUCAGUAG